Caenorhabditis remanei is the source of this 456-nucleotide messenger RNA. RefSeq lists its product as uncharacterized. The transcript has a single exon. NCBI's taxonomy places the organism in Eukaryota, Metazoa, Nematoda, Chromadorea, Rhabditida, Rhabditidae. Bases 1 to 456 code for a protein of 151 amino acids. The record is from RefSeq and is a predicted model, not a curated record.
AUGAUUCGAAAAGAAAGCUUAGAAGAUUUAGCCGCUGCUGUGAAGGACUAUAGAUGUCUUUCACCGCUGCCGCAGCUUCUCCAUCUUCCUCUUUAUCUAUCUUCUCUCAGAUAUCAGCUGGUCUUUGUCGCUUCCUCUCAUAGACACAGAAAUCGGAUAGGAAACGAUGUGGAAUUUGCUUGCGCUCAGACCGGAUUGAACAUUUCCAAAUCAAGGUCAGACUAUGAAUGCAUCGGACAUUCUCAGUUCUUUAUCCACAGCUUCUCCUCUUCUUUUCUGCUUAUUAUGUUUACCGAGUUCUGUACUGUAUUUGCUACUGUCGAACUAUUAUGUAUGAUGUAUCGUCAGUUUGAUCAUAUGAACAAUUCGGAAGUUUGUGACGAGGAAGGCAUUGUUCUUCACAAGAAAUACUAUGAGACAGAAAGGAGGACGUCGCCAUUUUGGAAUAAUCUAUGA